This is a messenger RNA of Schistosoma bovis, 1120 nucleotides long. The record is from the annotation of a GenBank genome assembly. Lineage: Eukaryota; Metazoa; Platyhelminthes; Trematoda; Strigeidida; Schistosomatidae.
GUGUAAUUUACGGAUGUUAGAUCAACUAUUUGAUAUGAAAAAUUCUACCAAUUUCAUUCACUGUGAAUUCUCUAAGCAGUUUUUUAAACCCUCAUAAAUUAUAGUAGUACUGUUUGGAUAUGAAAAGGAACAUAUAAGAAAUCUGUAAUUUAACUAAACGAUAAUACCUUCCAAUAGAUACUUCCAGUUACAAAUUUAUUUGAUGAUAAACGUCACCGAGUUAUGAACAGAAACAAGGAAGAACUAAAGCAAAUCUCAUCUCAGAAGCCUUUCAUUCUGGUAUCGUCACACGUAAAUAUGGACAAUAGUAAAAUUUCAUCAGACGAUUCGAUGACUUCACAUGAUACACCUCCAUUUUUAUCUCACAUGUAUAUUGAUCAAAAGAUUCAUUCAUUCAAUAGUAAAUUUAGUUAUUUAAAACCAUAUUUAUCAAAAGGUUCCAGAGGAUCUUUACCUUAUACACUUAAUAUACCUGAGUCUAUACCAGAGGUUUCUGUUUCACCACGUCGUCAUUCCGUAUCAUUCAAUCUAGUUGAUAGUCAUUCACAAAAUUCUUCGCAUCAUCAACGUUCAAGUUCAUCAUUACUGGACGAUAUCAUAAUUGAACCCAUUGAAUUUGAGAGAUGUUUAUCUCCUUUAAGGGCAUGUGAUCUAGCUGCACCAUGUAGUAAUACAUUCGAAGAAGUUCUAAAAACACUUAAACAAGACAACCGCGAUGAUCGUUAUAGCAAUGAUGAAUUUAUUGGUUAAGAAGGCAUUGAUAUUUCACCGCGACACCUGAUUUAUAUCUCUUAUUUGUAUAUAUAACGUUAUACGAAAAAGUGCUUAUUUAAAAUUAUAGAUGAAUACAGUUUACUUAUGGCCACCAACAUAUUUUCAUUUUUAUUGUCUUAUGUAGUCAGUAAUUAUUUUAUUAUGAAGUAUUGAAAACAACUUCUGGCAAAUCAUCCCUUCAGAUAAAAGUUAAUUAUUAAUCGAAAUAAAUUGGAGAACUACAAAAUUUUCAAACAUCUGGUCGAUAUUAAGAACAUUAAAAAUAUAACUUCAGCUAAUUGACCAAUUAUGAUCUUUACGGUAAGUAUUGAGGUACAUAUUGUUAAUUUACUCAUCAACAUUUAUU